Messenger RNA from Brassica napus (rape), 1873 nucleotides. Its product is annotated as cytochrome P450 86B1. The coding region runs from base 145 to 1746 and encodes 533 amino acids. NCBI's taxonomy places the organism in Eukaryota, Viridiplantae, Streptophyta, Magnoliopsida, Brassicales, Brassicaceae. The record is from RefSeq and is a predicted model, not a curated record. The transcript has a single exon. Gene Ontology annotation, molecular function: iron ion binding; monooxygenase activity; heme binding.
CUAACUGUCUCCAAGAAGACAGCCACAAAAGUGGUGUUCUUAAGCCAAAACAUAAAACGCAUGAAAACUAAUUUCCUCAUAUACUCUUUCAGUCAUUUCACUUUCACAUCAAACAACAACUUCACUAGAUAGAGAGAGCUUAGAAUGUCUGAAGCCUCUUCCAUGUCCUUAACAGAGAGAAUUUACAAUCACCUUUGUCUCUUCGAUGUUUCUCUCGCGUUGUUAGGACUAUUUGUUUUCUGUUGCGUGCGUGAGAAGUUAGCCAAGAAACCAGGUCCAACGACAUGGCCAGUGUUCGGAGUCACUCCAGAGUUCUUCUUUAACAGGAACGAUGUCUACGGUUGGGUCACAAGGUGUUUAAAAACAUGUCGAGGUACUUUCCUUUACCGCGGAAUCUGGCUCGGUGGUUCUUACGGAGCCGUGACUUGCGUACCCGCUAACGUCGAGUACAUGCUCAAGACCAACUUCAAGAACUUCCCCAAAGGCGUCUUCUUCAACGAAAGGUUCAACGAUCUCCUCGAGGACGGUAUCUUUAACGCCGAUCACGAGUCUUGGAAGGAGCAAAGACGGAUCAUCAUAACAGAAAUGCAUUCGACUCGGUUUGUGGAGCAUUCUUUUCAGACAACGCAGGAUUUGGUGAGGGAGAAGCUGUUGAAUGUGAUGGAGAGUUUUGCAAAGUCACAAGAGGCUUUUGAUCUCCAAGAUGUGCUCUUGCGUUUGACGUUUGACAACAUCUGCAUCGCUGGUCUUGGCGACAACCCUGGAACUUUGGGUUCUGAUCUUCUUAUUGUCCCGUUUGCUCAAGCUUUUGAGGAAGCGACGGAGUCUACUCUUUUUAGGUUCAUGAUUCCUCCUUUUGUGUGGAAGACUAUGAGGUUCUUGGACGUUGGGUAUGAGAAAGGUCUGAGGAAAGCUGUUGAGGUGGUUCAUGAGUUUGUUGACAAGAUGGUCGUGGAGCGUAUAUGCAAGCUCAAGGAGGAAAGAACGUUAGGGAACAGAUCUGAUGUCCUCUCGAGAAUCAUUGAGAUAGAGAGUCAUCACAAGAAGAGUAAUGAGAAAGAUCCUUCCAUAGUUAAAUUCUUCAGACAGUUCUGCACCAGUUUCAUCUUAGCUGGGAGAGACACGAGUUCGGUUGCACUCACGUGGUUCUUUUGGGUGAUACAGAAGCAUCCAGAAGUUGAAAACAAAAUCAUCCGCGAGGUCAGACAGAUUUUGAGACAGAGAGGAGAUCAUCAAACUAGUCUCUUCACGGUCAAGGAACUAAACGACAUGGUGUAUCUACAAGCAGCACUCUCGGAGACCAUGAGGCUUUACCCUCCAAUCCCUAUGGAGAUGAAACAAGCCACUGAAGAUGACGUUUUCCCUGAUGGGACGUUUCUGAGUAAAGGCUCGCGAGUUUACUUUGCGAUUUACGCUAUGGGAAGGAUGGAAUCAAUAUGGGGGAAAGACUGUGAGGUGUUUAGACCAGAGAGAUGGAUACAAGCUGGGAGUUUCGUGAGUGAUGACCAGUUUAAAUACGUUGUGUUUAAUGCUGGCCCAAGGCUGUGUUUAGGGAAGACAUUUGCUUACUUGCAGAUGAAGACAGUAGCUGCUUCUGUCUUGAUGAGGUACUCGGUUAAGGUUGAUCCAGAUCAUGUUGUUGUCCCUAGAGUAACGACGACUUUGUACAUGAAGCACGGUCUCAAGGUGACUAUCUCGCCAAGGACGCUGGGAGAGAAGACACAUGUUCAACUAGAGAAACGUUAGAAACAGAUAAAUACUCUCCGUCGUCCCAUAAUUAUGGAGAAGUUACUAGAGUCAUUUCCCAUAUUAUAUCUUUUCAAAUUCAAUGUAACGACUUCAUAUUCAACUUCACUUUAUAUAUUUUCAAUAA